Molecule: messenger RNA, 6156 nt
Organism: Neoarius graeffei (lesser salmon catfish)
Lineage: Eukaryota; Metazoa; Chordata; Actinopteri; Siluriformes; Ariidae
Product: zinc finger protein 850-like
Exons: 6
Coding region: 130-3069 (979 amino acids)
Biological process (GO): regulation of transcription by RNA polymerase II
Cellular component (GO): nucleus
Molecular function (GO): DNA-binding transcription factor activity; histone methyltransferase activity; RNA polymerase II cis-regulatory region sequence-specific DNA binding
Source: RefSeq, a predicted model, not a curated record
CGCCAGUAAACACUGGAGAAGAAAAAGCUGAUGCUCGUCUGAACCGCUUUAGCCCCUCGAUUUAUAAAAAUAAAAGCACAUUAUUGUGUCUGGCUCUGAGGAUUUAAACCCCCUGAGUUGUGUGAGGACAUGAAAACCGAGAUAUCCAGGGAUGGAGGGACGUCAGAAGUCCGUGUGAAGAAAGAGGAGACGCUGGAGCUGAAAAUCUACAACCAUGGAGACGACCUCGAUAAUCCACCUGAUGGUCUCUCUGUUAAAGUGGAAGAUCCUGACAAUAAAGACUACCUCUACUGCGAAGUUUGCAAAUCCUUCUUCCUCAACAAAUGUGAGAUUCAUGGACUGCCCCUCUUCAUCCCAGAUACUCUUGUUCCCAUGGGAGUCCCUGACCGAGCCAGACAAACUCUUCCUCCUGGGCUAGAAAUCCGGAAGUCCAGUAUCCCUGAUGCAGGCCUGGGAGUGUUUAAUAAGGGGGGUACUGUUCCAGUAGGUGCACACUUCGGACCCUACCAGGGAGAGUUUGUAAACGGAGAGGAAGCCGGGAACAGUGGAGACUCCUUGGUUGUAUACAGGAGCAUGCAGUGUGAACAAUACAUUGAUGCCAAAAGAGAGAUGCAUGUGAAUUGGAUGAGGUAUGUGAAUUGUGCCCGUAAUGAAGAAGAACAGAAUCUUGUGGCAUUUCGGUAUCGAGGGGGAAUUCUGUAUCGUUGCUGUCGACCCAUUAACCCAGGACAUGAGCUCUUGGUGUGGUAUGAAGAGGAAGAACUCAGUCCUGCACCUACAGGAACAACCAGACAGCAAGAAGUAAAGAACACUGAAGUAAAGAACGCACUGCUACAAGUCUUUUCCUGCUCCACAUGUCCUCGUUCCUAUACAUCUCAAAUUUACCUCGACAAACACAUCCAGAGAUGCCACUAUAACGUGUAUGUGCGACUACGGGAAUCAGGAGAGAUUAAAUGUGAGCUUGAGAUCCCCUCCAGAUGUCAGCCAACAUCAGCUAAUACUCUCAGUUCUGACACUUCUCAUAAUGGUAUACAGAAGGAAAUUCACCACUGCUCAGACUGUGGAAAGAGUUUUGGUUAUCAGGAUGCAUUCAAGACGCACCAGCGCAUUCACACAGGAGGAAAGCCACAUCACUGCUCACACUGUGGAAAAAGUUUUACUGGACAGAGUGCUCUCCAACAACACCAGCGCAUUCACACAGGAGAGAAGCCGUAUCACUGCUCACUGUGUGGGAAGAGUUUUACUCACCAGAGUGCUCUCCGACGACACCAGCGCAUUCACACAGGAGAGAAGCCGCAUCACUGCUCACAGUGUGGGAAGAGUUUUACUCUGCAAGGUGAUCUCCAACAACACCAGCGCAUUCACACAGGAGAGAAGCCGUAUCACUGCUCACAGUGUGGGAAGAGUUUUACUCUGCAAGGUCAUCUCAAACAACACCAGCGCAUUCACACAGGAGAGAAGCCGUAUCACUGCUCACAGUGUGGGAAGAGUUUUACUCGGCAAGGUGAUCUCCAACAACACCAGCGCAUUCACACAGGAGAGAAGCCGUAUCACUGCUCACAGUGUGGGAAGAGUUUUACUCUGCAAGGUCAUCUCAAACAACACCAGCGCAUUCACACAGGAGAGAAGCCGUAUCACUGCUCACAGUGUGGGAAGAGUUUUACUCGGCGGAGUAAUCUCCAACAACACCAGCGCAUUCACACAGGAGCGAAGCCGUAUCACUGCUCACAGUGUGGGAAGAGUUUUACUCACCAGAGUGCUUUCCGACGACACCAGCGUAUUCACACAGGAGAGAAGCCGUAUCACUGCUCACAGUGUGGGAAGAGUUUUACUCUGCAGAAUCAUCUCCAACAACACCAGCGUAUUCACACAGGAGAGAAGCCGUAUCACUGCUCACAGUGUGGGAAGAGUUUUACUCACCAGAGUGCUUUCCGACGACACCAGCGCAUUCACACAGGAGCGAAGCCGUAUCACUGCUCACAGUGUGGGAAGAGUUUUACUCACCAGAGUGCUUUCCGACGACACCAGCGUAUUCACACAGGAGAGAAGCCGUAUCACUGCUCACAGUGUGGGAAGAGUUUUACUCUGCAGAAUCAUCUCCAACAACACCAGCGUAUUCACACAGGAGAGAAGCCGUAUCACUGCUCACAGUGUGGGAAGAGUUUUACUCAUCGGAGUCACCUCCAACGACACCAGCGCAUUCACACAGGAGCGAAGCCGUAUCACUGCUCACAGUGUGGGAAGAGUUUUACUCAGCAGAGCGCUCUCCAACAACACCAGCACAUUCACACAGUAGAGAAGCCGUAUCACUGCUCACAGUGUGGGAAGAGUUUUACUUGGCAGAGUAAUCUCCAACAACACCAGCGCAUUCACACAGGAGAGAAGCCGUAUCACUGCUCACAGUGUGGUAAGCGUUUUACUGGACAGAGUGCUCUCCAACGACACCAGCGCAUUCACACAGGAGAGAAGCCGUAUCACUGCUCACAGUGUGGGAAGAGUUUUACUCACCAGAGUGCUCUCCGACGACACCAGCGCAUCCACACAGGAGAGAAGCCGUAUCACUGCUCAGAGUGUGGGAAGAGUUUUACUGGACAGAGUGCUCUCCAACAACACCAGCGCAUUCACACAGGAGCGAAGCCAUAUCACUGCUCAGAGUGUGGGAAGAGUUUUACUGGACAGAGUGAUCUCCAUCGACACCAGCGCAUUCACACAGGAGAGAAGCCGUAUCACUGCUCACAGUGUGGGAAGAGUUUUACUCAGCAGAGUGCUCUCCAAAAACACCAGCGCAUUCACACAGGAGAGAAGCCGUAUCACUGCUCACAGUGUGGGAAGAGUUUUACUGGACAGAGUGCUCUCCGACGACACCAGCGCAUUCACACAGGAGAGAAGCCGUAUCACUGCUCACAGUGUGGGAAGAGUUUUACUCAGCAGAGUAAUCUCCAGCAACACCAGCGCAUUCACACAGGAGAGAAGCCACAUCACUGCUCACAGUGUGGGAAGAGUUUUACUGGACAGAGUGAUCUCCAACGACACCAGUGCAUUCACACAGGAGAGACGCUGCAUCACUGAAAAAAAAAAAAAAGUUUAAAGUAGUCACAUUAAAUAUGGUUAUUAUGAUUGUUUCGGCUGAAAAUGACCUGUAAUUUGAAAUGUAUUGUUCAUGUUACUUGACUGUUUUAAAAUAUGUACCUUUAUAGUGAUGUUUAAAACAAGAUUAUUAAUCUUUUCUUUUGACCUUAAGUAAUCAUUAAUUACCACUAUACAAGUAACGAUUAAACUGCAAUUCUCAUCAGUGUAGUGCUACAGCAUGAGACUAAUUGUUAAUGGAAUUAUUACUGAACAGGAGUUUAACAUUACUAUGUUUAACUUAAAUGUGGAUCAAACCAAAUGACUAUGGAGCAGUGAAAUGAAGCUUGUCCAGUUAUAUGCAUCCGCCUUGUCUCACUGGGAGAGGAGAUGGCAUCGGUUAUUUAUAAUCAUAAUCUAGGAGUCGUACAAAAACCUGAACAAAAAUUCAGUCUGUUUGAAGUUCUUUAUCCUAACGUAUGUAGCUAAAAAAGUCUAUGCAGUUGAUUCAGCUCAUUAUUAUUUAUAGACCCGUGGUCUAUAUUCUGAAGUUCUUUCUGAAUUUGCGGAUUUCUUUAGACAACGAAUUAAUUGUUAGACAUUAUUUGUUUUGAUCACCUGGAAGACUCUGAGAACAGCAUUCGUGUCCAUUCUAGAUUCAGUAGGGGUUAAUCAGGAUGUCAUAGGACCUAACCCUAUUUUUGUUCAGGUUUUUGUAUGAUUCCUAGUGGUCACACUCUCAAUCUAAUACUUGUAUUUAUAUUAAGCAUAGGAAAUAUCAUCACUUCCACAGUCUGAAGCUCCCUCAGAUCAUUAUCUCCUCUCUUUUGAAAUGUUUUAGCAAUGCUAUGUGUACCUUGCACACCAUCGCGUCAAAAGUACAUUCACGUCAACGACUGCAUAAAGUUUUAUCAGUAGUCUUCAAAGUUAUCAACUUUUGAUUGGCUCACAGUCAGACCCCACAGAACUUGAUCAGCUAACUGAAUGCUGAGAGUCAAUAUUCUGCUCUACUUUAAUGUAGCUCAACUUAAAAGAAAAUAAUUCAGGAGAAAAAAAAACUAGCACCCUGGUAUAACAAUCACACAUGCGCCUUAAAACAUAAAAUUAGAAAAUGGCAUCAAACAAAAUUGAUAGUAUUCCAAUUGGCAUGGAAGGAGAGCCUCUGGAACUACAUGGACAAGCUUUUAAUGCUGCUUGAUCAACAAUUUUCUCCACCCUAAUAGAUGAUAAAAAUAAUCUUAAGUCAUGGAAUACUUUAGUAAGAAAAACACAGAAACGUAACACAGAAACAUACCUUCAAUAUGUAGUGUUGAUGAAGUUUUUUCAAUGGCAAAAUUGAAAAUAUCAGGCAAAAAUAUCAAACUAUUAAUUUAAAACUAGACAGUUUGAUAAGUACCCCUGAGAGAACAGUAUAACUACAUCACAGCAACAAUUUGUUUUACACCCCUUAGAGAGACUGAACUAAUUUCACUUAUUUCCUCAUCAAAAUCUUCAACCUGUGUACUUACCUAUAUGAUUUAUUUUAAACGGAUAACACCAGAAGCAAUCAAACCUCUUUGAAAAACAAUCAAUUAUUCUUUUAGCAAUGGCUGUGUACCUAAAUCCUUUAACCUAGCAGUUGUCAGACCCUUGAUUAAAGAACCUCACCUCAACCCUUGUCAGCUGUCCCAGUAUAGGCCAAUAUCAAACUUCUCAUCUCCAAGAUCCUCGAAAAAACUGUGGCAUAAGAGUUAUGCUCAUAUCUACAUGGAAGUAACAUCCCUCAAAGGUAUCAAUCAGGAUUUAGACCUCAUCAUAGCACAGCGACAGCACUGGUUAAAGUAGUAAAUGACCGACUACUGGCUCCUGAUUAGGGUUGUGUCUUCUUGCUUGUGCUGCUUGAUCUUAGUGCAGCUUUUGAUACCACUGAUCAUACUGUUCUCCUUGAUGGUCUAGAAAAUGUCAUUGGUGUUAAAGGAACGGUCCUCUGGUAUUUCAGGUCUUAUUUAACUGAUUAUUGUCAGUUGCUACAAGUAAAUGGUGACUAGCAUGCAUACAGAAAAGUUUGGUGUUCCACAAGGUGCCGUCUUUGGCCCAUUGCUUUUUUCUUAAAAUAUGCUACCUCUGGGUAAUAUUAUUUGUAAGCAUAGUAUUACUUUCCACUGUUAUGCUGUGGGCACAGUUGUAUGUUUCAGCAAAGCCAGAUGAGACACCAGCUUAAUAAAAUUAAGGAAUGUGUAAAGGACAUUCGACACUGGAUGCUUAUUAACUUCCUUCUACUUAAUUCUGGCAAGACAUUACUAGUACUUGUACUAGGACCACAUGCAGCUAGAAGUACAUUUUCUGAUUAAAUAGUAACUCGAGAUGGCCUUUCUAUUUCUUCGUGGGCAGCAGUAAAAGACUGGUGUGAUUAUUGGCUCCAGUCUUUCAUUUGAAGCCCAUGCAGAUAAUAUUGCUUGGAUAGCCACCUUUCAGCUCAGAAAUAUUGCAAAAAAAAAAGUAAUCCUGUAACUACAUGAUGCAGGAAAACUAGUUCAUGCUUUUAUUAGUUCUAGGUUGGAUUGUUGUAAUGCCUUACUGUCUGGAUGUUCCAGUUGGUGCAUAAACAUGCUCCAGUUAGUUCAAAAUGCAACAGCAAGAGUCCUUACAAGAACUAGAAGAUAUGACCACAUCAACCCUGUCUUAUCCACAUUGUACUGGCUCCCAAUCUAAUUUCAUAUUGAUUAUAAAAUACUACUAUUGACCUUUAAAGCACUGAAUGGUCUCGAGCCACAGUACCUGAGUGAAUAUCUGCCAUGCCUCCUAAGAUCAAUAGGUAUAGGCUAUUUUUUGGCACUUCAAGUAGAAAAGGCUACAUCAGGGGCAGAGCUUUCACUUACAAAGCCCCAUAUUUAUGGAUCAGCCUUCCAAGUAGUGUUCAUGACUCAAGACAGUUUAAGUCUAGGGUUAAGUGGUUAGGGUUCAGUUUCAUGGAGGCCGUGUUGUGCACUGUCCCUCCUAGGGCUUCUCCUCGAUAUUCCACCAAUGCCAUGCAGUCAUCCCCAUGUUGCAUUUGGGUUUUUCUUGGGGGAGGGUUUAUUUUAAGAUUGUGAGUAGGGAAGAGGGAAACAA